Molecule: messenger RNA, 3017 nt
Organism: Coturnix japonica (Japanese quail)
Lineage: Eukaryota; Metazoa; Chordata; Aves; Galliformes; Phasianidae
Source: RefSeq, a predicted model, not a curated record
UUUCUUAAAGCACGGCCCUAUAUUGAACCUUUCCAUCCCAUAUUACCCUAUAGGGAGGAUGGGGAAUUAGAGGAGGGGGAGCUGGAAGAUGACGGUGCCGAGGAGACCCCAGAACCUCGACCCACCCGGAGUCGAAGGGAAAAGGGGGAGAGACACGGGAGCGACUCGGAUGGGGAGAGAUCGCAUCGACGCGGCAAGAGAAAGAGGAGAAAAGAGAGAGAAAAGGAGAAAAGGAGAGCCAAAAAGAAGAGGAAAUCCAAGCACAAGCGACACGCAUCCUCCAGUGAUGACUUCUCCGAUGACAGCGAUGAUUCUGAUUUCAGCCCUGGAGAGAAGGGGGGGCAUCGUCGGUACCGGGACUACAGCCCCCCCUACGUCCCUCCCCACCAGCCCUAUUCCUCCUCCCACAACGCCCCCAUGCAGAAGAAGCCAUAUUCCAAGAUGGAACCCAAAGGCUACGGAUCCUAUGAAGACUACGAGGCCGAAGAUUACGGCCGCUAUGAGGGUGAGGAUGAUGAGGAUGGGCCGAAGGACGACUACGAUGACUUUACCAAAGAGCUGAACCAAUAUCGAAGGGCGAAGGAGGGAUCGCAUCGAGGCCGAGGUGGUCGUGGUCGUGGCCGUGGGUUCCGGGGUCGUGGCCGUGGAUGUAUGAGGGGUGGACGAGGAAUGGGAAGGGGGAAUCGAGGUCGGGGUCGAGGGGAUCAUAUGGAGGAUGAGGAGGAGAUGUAUGAGGAAGAGAUGGAGGAUGGUGGAGGUGGCAAUUACCGCCGUGGGGACCACGACAAGGGACACCCCCCUGCAGACAAGAAGGGCAAAGUCAUCUGCAAGUACUUCGUGGAGGGUCGUUGUACAUGGGGUGAACACUGUAACUUCAGCCACGACAUUGAGCUGCCUAAAAAGAGAGAGCUGUGCAAGUUCUACAUCACCGGGUACUGUGCGAGGGCUGAGAACUGCCCCUAUAUGCACGAUAUCCUUUGGGAUCGAUGGAAGAAAUGGGGUAAAAUAGCCCAAAAAAGGGCAAAAAGUCAAUGGGAAUGGAUAGAAAGAGGGGCUGAGAAGUCCAGAUUUGGGGCUGAAAAAUGGCUUUUUGGGGCUCAGGUCUCCUCUCUAAGCCCCAUUUCCUCCUCUUACAGGCACCCAGGACCCCCCCCACCCCGCUUCCCUGGGCCUGGAGGACCCCCAGGCCCUAUGGGUGGGCCCAUGCACCCUGACAUGCAUCCAGACAUGCAUCCAGACAUGCAUCCAGAUAUGCAUCCAGAUAUGCACCCAGAUAUGCACCCAGACAUGCAUCCAGACAUGCAUCCAGACAUGCGUCAUGACAUGCAUCCUGACAUGCAUCCUGACAUGCAUCCAGACAUGCAUCCCGAUAUGCCUAUGGGGCCGGGCCCCCCCAUGCUGCCCUAUAGCCCCGAGGGUUCCCCACACGGUGCCCUCCUGCCCCCCGGUGCUGCCCCCCCACAGGGUUACUAUGAUGGAUUCUAUGGGCCCCCCCCGGAGGGGAUGGAGAUGGAGCAUGGAGCCAUGGGGGGGUCAGGUAUGUGUGCCCCUAUUUGGGGCUGUGAUGCUGCCCUAUGGUACUCCAGCGAUGAGGAUGAAGGUGGCAGCGUCUCAUCCAUCCUACGUACCCUCCGGCAGCAAAGCGGCGCUUUGGGGCCACCCCAUCCUUCUAUGGGGCCGCCCCCUGGUUCUAUGGGGCCGCCCCACACCGCAGACCCCCGGCUUCAGAAAGCAGCAGCAAUGGGAGGAGGGGGGCGACCAGCAGACCCCCGUCUGCGAGACCCCCGUUUGGCCCGGCACAAAACAGAACCAUCUCACCCCAAACCAGAAGAUUAUCCCAAAACGGACCCGAAUUACCCUAAAACGGAGCCGGAUUAUCCCAAAACAGAAGCGGAUUAUCCCAAAACGGAUCCUCACAACCCCAAAACGGACCUUUCUCACCCCAAAACCGACCCCAUCCCCAAAUCACGCCUCCCCGACGAGGAAGACGACGCCGACCCCGAGCGUUCGUUACGGGACCGUCCCAUCGUCAUCCCAUUGGAACCACCACCGGGACAAUCACCGCGGGACCCCCGGUGUCACCGACAACGUUUCGCCCCCACCCCACGGGAUCUCACCCUCAUCAAACCCCCCUUCGCCCGCAUGGUCUUAUGGAGCCCCGAGGAUCUCCUCCCUUUGCCCAUCCCCAUCCAGGAUGUCACCGUCACCCCCGGUGGAGACCCCCGGUUACACCGUAGUGACCCCCGGCAUCGAGCUCUCACCGCCGACCCCGGUGUGAUAACAGAACCCUCAUCCAAGAUACCGGAUUUCGAGCUCUUAUCUCGCAUCCUCCAGACGGUGAGCGCCGGUGGAGGUGAUAAACCAGCUGAUAUCACAGCUGAUAAGCAACCCGGUGAUAAAAGCACCGCCGGGCCCGGUGAUAAACUCAGCAGCGAUGCAUUCCCCAUUGAUAAACCCAUUGAUAAACCAAGCGGCGCCGAUCGCCCCAGCGACCCCCGCGUACGUAAACCCCCAUCAGACCCCAGGCUGCAGAAAGCUGCAGCCAAACCCACCGAGCACGGUGAGUCGGGUGAGGAUACGGGCGACGCUAUGGGUGAUGCUGGGACCCCUUUGGCACCCUACGACCCACGGUUGAGCCGUGGGGCGGCGCAGAGCCGGGUGUUGAGCGCUAUCAGUCUAUACGACCCGAGGACGGCGGUCAGUGACGGACGUGGGAAGGAACAACCCUACAGUCGUCGUUCGCCGUUGGCGCAAGCGGAACCGGCACAGGAUCGAUACAACAGCUACAACAGGCCACGGCCACGGGGGGCGGCUGGGAACAGUGGGGGCAGUGGGGCAGCAGAGGGCACAGAGCAGGAGGAGACGGACAGCACCGCGUCGCUCAAGGAUGUCUUCAAGGGCUUCGACCCCACGGCGUCGCCCUUUGGGCAGUAGGGGUGGUGGUUGUCGGGCUGUCAUGGCAGUGGUUGGGUUGUAGGGGAUGUGUUGGGUUGUAGGGGCUGUGGUUGGGUUGUAGG